AUGGGAGAUAACAGCAUUCAGAAGGUCACUGAAAUCAUGAGGAUGGCUGUGACCUACACAGCCUGUGGAGUGAUAAGAAAACGGGAUGCCGAAGACCACCAACACGUCCUGUCUGGUGCUGCUCUUUCUGUAAGAACGCUGAAGUGCAGAGACGCUGGCCCCACGUGGACACCCGGGACCGUGGCAAGGGCCGAGAAGACUGAAGUUCUGAGCGAAGACCUUCUUCAGGUAGAGAAGCGGCUGGAGCUGGUGAAGCAGGUCUCCCACAGCACACACAAGAAGCUCACGGCAUGUCUGCAGGGCCAGCAAGGGGCCGAGGCUGACAAGCGCUCCAAAAAAUUGCCUUUGACAACACUGGCUCAGUGUCUGAUGGAAGGGUCAGCUAUCCUGGGAGAUGACACACUUCUUGGGAAGAUGCUGAAACUCUGCGGCGAGACAGAGGACAAGCUGGCUCAGGAGCUGAUUCAUUUUGAACUGCAGGUUGAGAGGGAUGUGAUCGAGCCGCUGUUCUUGCUGGCCGAGGUAGAAAUCCCAAAUAUCCAAAAACAGAGGAAACACUUAGCCAAGCUGGUGCUGGACAUGGACUCUUCACGAACGAGGUGGCAGCAGACAUCCAAGUCUUCAGGUUUGUCCAGCAGCUCACAGCCUGCGGGUGCCAAAGCCGAUGCCCUCAGGGAGGAGAUGGAGGAGGCUGCCAACAGAGUGGAGAUUUGCAGGGACCAGCUGUCGGCUGACAUGUACAGUUUUGUGGCCAAAGAAAUCGACUAUGCAAACUACUUUCAGACGCUCAUUGAAGUGCAGGCCGAGUACCAUAGGAAGACCCUGACACUCCUGCAGGCCGUGUUGCCUCAGAUAAAAGCACAACAGGAGGCCUGGGUGGAGAAGCCUUCCUUUGGGAAGCCGCUGGAGGAGCACCUCUCGAUCAGCGGCCGGGAGAUCGCCUUCCCCAUCGAGGCGUGCGUGACGAUGCUGCUGGAAUGCGGGAUGCAGGAGGAGGGCCUCUUCCGAGUAGCCCCGUCUGCCUCCAAGCUGAAGAAGCUCAAGGCAGCCCUGGACUGCUGUGUGGUGGACGUACAGGAGUGCUCGGCGGACCCCCACGCCAUCGCAGGAGCUCUCAAGUCUUACCUCCGGGAGCUGCCAGAACCUCUGAUGACCUUUGAACUCUAUGACGAGUGGAUUCAGGCUUCCAACAUCCAGGACCAGGACAAGAGGCUCCAGGCGCUGUGGAACGCGUGUGAGAAGUUGCCCAAAGCCAAUCACAACAACAUCCGAUACUUGAUCAAGUUUUUAUCCAAGCUCUCAGAAUACCAAGAUGUCAACAAGAUGACACCCAGUAACAUGGCCAUUGUAUUAGGACCCAACCUGCUGUGGCCACAAGCAGAAGGGAACAUCACGGAGAUGAUGACCACGGUCUCGCUGCAGAUCGUCGGGAUCAUCGAGCCCAUCAUUCAACAUGCAGACUGGUUCUUCCCCGGGGAGAUAGAGUUCAACAUCACGGGCAAUUACGGGAGUCCGGUGCAUGUGAACCACAACGCCAACUACAGCUCAAUGCCCUCCCCAGACAUGGACCCCGCCGACCGGCGCCAGCCCGAGCAGGCCCGCCGGCCCCUCAGUGUGGCCACAGAUAACAUGAUGUUGGAGUUUUACAAAAAGGAUGGGUAUGAACUUGCGUCCCUUUCUCGGCUUUGGGGGAGGGAGGGGUUGACUGAGAUGAACGACAGGAAGGCGGCACUUAACCACCAGCAGUUUAAGUGGCCCUGUCACCUCAUUCCUGAUGCCAGCAAGUGCUUUGGGCUUUGUCUUUUAAAUGUGGUUUUUAAGCAGUUCAGUUCCUGCAACUUCAGUGGUUCUCCUCGGCACUCCUCUUCCUUCAGAUGCAUGGGGCCAUCUUUACUGCUAAAAUGGGUGCAAGUCAGCGCUUCUAAAAGCAAAGAGCUUUCUCCAGGAUCAGCACAGAAGGGAAGUCCGGGUUCUAGCCAGGGGACACCCAGUGCAGGCACACAGCCCGGGGUACAGCCGGGCGCGAGCCCGGGCCAGCCACCUGCAGACCAGAGCCCUCACACUCUCCGGAAAGUUUCCAAGAAGCUGGCGCCCAUUCCACCCAAGGUCCCCUUCGGCCAGCCAGGGCCCCUCCCUGAGCAGCCUGCCGGCCAGCCAUCCCCACUCAGCCUGUCCCCCACGCCCCCCAGCACCCCGUCACCCUACGGACUCAGCUAUCCCCCGGGCUACUCCCUGGCAUCGGGCCAGCUCUCCCCCGCAGCCCCGGCGCCCCCACUGGCCUCCCCCUCUGGCUUCACGGGCGCCCUAAGCAAGUCACGGCCCACUCCAAAGCCCCGGCAGAGGCCCACCCUGCCGCCACCCCAGCCGCCCACCGUCAGCCUCGCCGCCUCCAGCCCGCAGUCGUCAGAGCAUCCCGCACUGGACGGCGUGUCCCCCGGGGAGAGCAUGUCAACAGAUCUGGUCCACUUCGACGUGCCCUCCAUCCACGUGGAGCUGGGGUCGGCGCUGCGCCUCGGGCCCCUGGAGCACGUGCGGCGACACUCGGUGGCUGAGAAGAGAGACUCGGAGGAGGAGUCGGAGAGCACGGCCCUGUGAGGAGCUCCGCGCACGCGUGCGCACGUGGCCCAUGCCGUCGCAGCGCCGCCAGGCGGGACUCCUGCGGGUGGCCGUGUGGCAGGUUCCUGUGGUGCGGACUUGUUUCGUCCCCUCCGGGUGGUGAAGCUGGCCUUCUGUUUGAUCUUUGCCUUUUGACUUCGUGCCUACUUUGAUCCACUUCCGGCCUCCACGCCAGGUGACUGCCCUCCCCACCAGAGGGCUUGUGUCGGAAACGUCCCCUGCAGCGUGGGCGUGCACGGCGUGGUGGCGGUCAGCCCGGGGCUGCCUGUCACCCGUGCCGACGGCCUCCGUGAGUCCUGCGAGAUCAGCCCGAUGGUGCAGAGCGGGGAGGGGAAGGGACGGGGGGCGGGGGGUCUCGCUCUCGGGAGCCUGGAAGCCUGGGGCCCUGGCCGGCCUUCCUCUUCACAGCGAGGGGCCGGCCGGGGCGGACCUUCCUCCGUGGGCUCUGAUGGAAAUGGCUGAAGAUGAAAUUUGUUUUACUCUUCCACACUGUGGAAUGAAGCUCCCUUUAUUAUCUUAUGGUUUUCUAUUUCUGAAUUUUAAAAACGAUCUUGAGUGUGUCUGGGGGCCCCAAAUGUAGCUCCCCAGGCACCCCCCCAAAACUUGAGAUGUGUCUCAGUAAUUGCAGCCCUCCAGGGCCCCCAGCUCAGUAAGAAAUGGGGUCCUUUUCUGGAGGUCAGAAGUGAAGAGCAAUAAUCCUGUCACCCAAAGCCCAGAGGGGAAGGGGGCAUGGCCCGUGGAGCCCCCAGGCCCGCACCCCAAGCUGUGCGGUGUGCAGAGCUUGGCUCACCCUUCCGCAGAGCCCCCAGCCACCCCCGGGGGAGGAGACCCCGGGGGCUCUGGUCACACCUGGGACGAGGGGGAGAGAAGCAGGUUCUGGUCAUGCAUGCAGAGUCCAACCUUACAGUUUUAUCCUUUUAAAAUAGAUAUACCUAAACUGGAUAUAAUAUUUGUAUAUAUGAAAUCUAUAUUUGUUUAAUUUGAGCCAUUCAAUCUAAACCCAUGUACAGGUGUACAAUGAGAGAUUUAAAUGCUUCGUUAUUUUUCCCAACAAAGUGUAAAGUAACCCUCCUCCGACAGUGGGACUUGCUGAUUUCUGACGUUCCCGGCUUUGCUCGCUUCCUGGCAGGGCAGCUCAGUACCCAAUUUGUAAUGGAGCCCGGGGGUUGACAGUUACCUUUCAAUACGUGUACAAAUAGUUGUCAAAAGUAAUGUUAUUAAAAUAGAUUUAUUAUCCCUGA
Molecule: messenger RNA, 3857 nt
Organism: Odocoileus virginianus texanus
Lineage: Eukaryota; Metazoa; Chordata; Mammalia; Artiodactyla; Cervidae
Source: RefSeq, a predicted model, not a curated record